ACACCCCGGCGGAGCCGAGUCCAGAAGGGACGCGCCGCACCAGCUCUCGGCUGACCCCCCAGCCCCCGCCCCGCGCCCAUGGCCCUGCCGGGACCCCGAGCUUUACGGGCUGCGCUCUGUGGCGGCUGCUGCUGCCUCCUCCUGUGUGCCCAGCUCGCUGUGCCUGGUAAAGGAGCUCGAGGCUUUGGGCGGGGAGCCCUGCUCCGAAUGAACAUCUGGCCAGCUGUCCGCGGGUCCUGCAAACAGCUGAAGCUCUGCGAGCAUUGUGUGGAGGAGGACAGAGCGCACAACCUCUCGGGCUGCGUGUGGGAACAAUGUCGGCCCGAGGAGCCAGGACACUGUGUGGACCAAGCUGAGGUGACCCCGGAAGGUUGCUCUGUCUACAACCACUCCGAGUCGUGUCCAGCUGCCCACCACCACCCCACCUAUGAACCGAAGACAAUCACAACAGGGCUCCCUGAGCUGCAGCUGGGACCACCUUUGCCCUUCAUAUUCUCAGACCUCCUAACACAAGCCACCCCCUCUGGGGAGUGGGCCAGCUCCCCGUGGGGCCCCUGUCCACUACCCCAGAAUGAUCUCCCACCACCAGCCCUGCCCUGGCCUGGGCACCGGGCCCAGGGCCUGAAAUCAAAUCCCUAUUGAGGGUGGAUGGCGAACGUGGCACAGCUGGGAGCCACCCAGGCUCCGUCUGACAACCAUGGUCCCCACGGUGGGGCUGGGGAAGGGUCAGGGGACACUGUGUACGUUUGGAUUAUGUCCAAACUGUGAGGAGACUCUAGGCAGGUCUGGCCCUCAGAACCUGGCUUCUCCCUCCAACACACAUCACUUAGUCUCCAUGUAUCCACUCCGUGUGGGAGACCAGGGUGUGGGCCUCCCCUUCUCCCUCUGCUCCCUCCCUUUCUAAGUUAGGGUUCUGACGUGGGGUAGCUCCAUGUCAGAAGUCCUGAAAGGGGACCAUAUCAUCUGUCCCUGGACUUUUGAACCCCGAGAUCCAAAGGUCAAUAGGGACCUGGAUGUCUGAGUCCUGGGUCCAUCCUCAUCCUCUUGGGCCAGUGUGGGAGGGGAGUCUGGAGGGGAGCUCCGUUGCCAUCUGGCCCAUGUGGUCAGGAGGCUGAGGGUGUGAAGAGCAUCCAGACACAGAGCAGUUCAGGAGCAGACCAGGGCUGGAGCCAAAGGCCCUGUCCCCCCAACUGUCUGCUGCUCCGGCCCCCAGAGU
Myotis lucifugus (little brown bat) is the source of this 1216-nucleotide messenger RNA. RefSeq names its product CD164 molecule like 2 (gene CD164L2). Bases 79 to 642 code for a protein of 187 amino acids. The record is from RefSeq and is a predicted model, not a curated record. The transcript has 5 exons. Gene Ontology annotation, cellular component: cytoplasmic vesicle. NCBI's taxonomy places the organism in Eukaryota, Metazoa, Chordata, Mammalia, Chiroptera, Vespertilionidae.